AUGAAUUCAAGCAGUCCCACCGGAUACAGACCUUUACAAGGCCUUUCAGGAGAUGAUGAAGACGAGAUCAAGGCCUCGGUGACCCGCUUCAGUUGGUCGAACAAUCCUGGGAGAGAUCGAUGGGUGCAAUUGGCGAUCAUCAUUCCUUGGCUACUCCUGGCGCUCGUUGUCUCUCUCAGCGUUUCGGGCGCAAAAGAAGGGGCCAUUACAUCAACAUGCCAGGAUGCCCAGGUUGUGUACUCCCCAGCACAAAGUGUCAUCGAGUAUGAACUGAGAAAAUUCACGGACGAGUUUGAGGACUACAGAAGCGUGUUCCAAGGGCCGCCAACCGACGCAAGGGACAAUGCAUGGGAGAGCCUGUACGACUUUGGCCAACUGGUUAUCUCGAGUGAAAAAGCAAGCUCGCUGUGGAAUAAAACGAGCCAGAUUGGUGGGACGAAGGGCAAAUACUCUGUCGAGCUUGAUGUGUUUCACCAGCUUCAUUGUCUUAACAUACUACGCAUGUCGCGAUAUGAGCAAUACUACCGCGAGAAGGAUUCUGCACAGGCCAGACAGGUCUUGGCUUACUUGGAGACUGAGCAUGUGGAGCACUGCAUCGAGUCUCUGAGACAGUCCAUCAUGUGCCACUCGGAUAUCACACCCCUGGUAUCGCAGUGGAACAGCGAGAAGCAGCAGAUGGAGCUUCGGAGCAGCGUUGUGCACAGUUGCCGCAGCUUUCAAAGGGUCCGUGAGUGGGCGAGUGAUCACCAGUUGAAGUUUUCUGAUCUGGACCUCGAUGUGACUGGGAAUGCAGGGAGCCGGGAGCCAGGAGCCAGGAGAGGUAGAGAGAUGUCGCUAGGGACACAAGCAGCAUUGCCAACUCCCGUCGGCUCCAUGGGACAGAAUCUUCAGCAUCGAGCCGAUCAUGACUCCUCAUGA
Molecule: messenger RNA, 918 nt
Organism: Thyridium curvatum
Lineage: Eukaryota; Fungi; Ascomycota; Sordariomycetes; Thyridiales; Thyridiaceae
Exons: 4
Coding region: 1-918 (305 amino acids)
Biological process (GO): mycotoxin biosynthetic process
Source: RefSeq, a predicted model, not a curated record